Messenger RNA from Cutaneotrichosporon cavernicola, 1368 nucleotides. RefSeq lists its product as uncharacterized. Bases 1 to 1368 code for a protein of 455 amino acids. The record is from RefSeq and is a predicted model, not a curated record. The transcript has 8 exons. Lineage: Eukaryota; Fungi; Basidiomycota; Tremellomycetes; Trichosporonales; Trichosporonaceae.
AUGGGUGUGCCCAGCAGACUCCGCCGGCGAUGGUGGUUGAGACUGAGCGUGCUCGUCAACUUUAUCGCAACCGUCAUCGUCGCCCAUAACUACCUCGUUGGGUCAGAUGUCGCCCUCGUCAAAGCCGUCUUAUUACCCAUCACCCCCCUGGAUCCUCUUCCACCAGCGCCGGCCUACAUUCCUGGGAUGGAGGGUGGCGAGUGCUCCCUCUGUGCUGUCAACCCGGCAUUGUGUGAAGAGUUGGGGCCAAACAAUGCGAUCCGCGGACUUGGGUAUCGGGGCGAGAAUGCGCGCCUCCGACGCAUGCUAGCCCGAGUGCGUGCCGGCAAGCCGUUCAAUGUCGCCGUCGUUGGCGGGUCUGUGUCUAAAGGAUACUCGAUUCUGACACACCACCCCAAUGUCGACCCAGGCAACAUGCACCGUAUCGUGUUUGACCACCUCAACGCCCGGUUCCCCGGAAAGGGGGAGCCUGCAAUCGAAGGCGAGUCGCGCAAGGCCGAGGGUCGGAACGGGAUGACCAAUGGCGCUCUUGGGGCCACCGGAACCGAUUACUUCCAGUACUGCUUCACCGAGGACAUUCCGCCUGAUGUUGAUCUCGUGCUUGUCGAGGCUGCGAUCAACGACCAACGAGACUUUAGUUUCUCGGAUAGCUACGAGCAGCUCGUUCGGUCCAUCCUCCAACUUCCGGGCGAGCCAGCGAUUAUAAACAUUCACGUCUUCGCGUUGGUGUUCUCGCAUAUCUCCAUGGGUGGAGAUAUGCAUCUCGCCACGGCCGAGUAUUACGACAUCCCCACAAUGUCAUUACGCAACAUUUUUCUCCCCCAUAUCCUUGAGAACCCGGAAGCGAUCAAGGACCUCUUCUGCAGGGACAGCAAAGAAGUGCGAGACGAGCUCGAUUUAUAUGACCUGCGUCAUGUGUGUGGGCGCGGCCACCGUAUUGCCGGUAACCUCACCAGUGCGUACAUCGACAUGCAGCUAUGCGAGAUGGACCGGAUCGAAGCUGCAGCGGGUCACAGCCGAAUCGACGAGCUUUACCCUCUCCCCACGUUACCGCGGCAGGGGUUGAACGAGCGGUUCGAGAUUGGCAAGACGCUGCCUCGAUUCACACCCAAUUGCUUCACGAUGAAUGCUGUCAAGAACAAGCUCGUUCCGUCCAAGAACGAUGGGUGGCGCGAGUGGUUCCAUCCCGAUGUUCCCAGCAAGAAAUACAUGGUGGCAGACAAGCCAGGCGCAUCACUCACGGUCAAGUUCCGCACUGCUCUUGGACGGGUCGAGUUGCAUUACCUCAUUUCAGGCACAUUCGGGCUUGGCAGUGUUGAGUGCAAUGUCGACGGGGGGUCCAAAGUGCGGUUUGACGGGCAUUGCUGA